This is a messenger RNA of Fusarium poae, 939 nucleotides long. RefSeq lists its product as uncharacterized. The transcript has 3 exons. The record is from RefSeq and is a predicted model, not a curated record. NCBI's taxonomy places the organism in Eukaryota, Fungi, Ascomycota, Sordariomycetes, Hypocreales, Nectriaceae. Bases 1 to 939 code for a protein of 312 amino acids.
AUGGCGCCCAAGAAGAUAGCUUCCUACGGGGACUGGGAGUCGCCCAUUUCGGUGGAUUCUAUCGUAUCCAAGACAAGGUCACUCUCUGCACCACGAGUUAAUCUCGAAUCGGGAAGGGCCUUCUACACUGAAAGUCGUGAAGACGGGAGCACAACGAUUGUAGAGAUCCUCAAGGAUGGAAGAAGAGAUGUCCUUCCGGCAAAGUACAACGCCAAGAAUUCCGUUUAUGAGUAUGGCGGCUCACCCUAUGCCAUUCUACCGGAUGAUCGCAUCAUCUUUUCCAACAAAGACAACACUGUUCACAUUGUCGACCCUGACAGCACAGAAGUUUUCAAGCUGACCGGGAGCCCAAAUCUGAGAUACUCCAACUUUGAGGCCAACCCGAAAUGUGACUGGGUAGUCGCCAACCAGGAAGAUCAUGAGCACGAUACUCCAGAUGGAGUUCGCAAUUAUAUCGUGGCGAUCAACACUCAAACAACAGAUACGGUGAAGAGGAUACUCGAAACUGCUGAUUUCUACUACGAGCCUUCGUUCAGUCCCGAUGGAUCAAAACUUGCGUGGCUGGAGUGGAACCACCCUGAGUUGCCUUUUGACGCAGCAAGACUUUAUACCGCGACAUGGCAUGACCAAGGUUGUAUCUCUGACAUUCGUCUCAUCGCAGGCAAGGAUCGCGAAGGAGUUGCAGAGCCUAGAUGGGGUCCAGAUGGGUCCCUGUUCUUUGGCAAAGAAACUGGCAACUACCGUCGCUUGUUCCGUAUCCUCCCAGGCAGCGAUGAGCAACAUGAAGUGGAUGUGAAAGGCCUGGAUAAUGCUGAGUUUGGCGGGCUACGAUGGUUCCAAGGAUGUCACACCUAUGCACCUUUGUCUGAACGAUACCUUGUCGCCGCUCCGGCCAUUCUUGGGCAAACCAGAGUGAUUCUGAUUGACCUUGGAGUCUAA